Molecule: messenger RNA, 834 nt
Organism: Striga asiatica
Lineage: Eukaryota; Viridiplantae; Streptophyta; Magnoliopsida; Lamiales; Orobanchaceae
Source: the annotation of a GenBank genome assembly
AUGCUACCAUUAGCAACUGGAGGUGCAGGAAAUGUUAGGCCAGCUUCAGACAUAAGACUGAGCCUUGUAGCAUGCAAUUCUGAUUCAGUUCUAGAACAACACGUAUGCACAUUUGAAACAGAGCUAUCUGUGGAGAAAUCUGUUCGUAAAAGUCAAGUUGUGUAUGGUCAGAUCAUUGAAUUCAAAAACAAAGCUGCGGCUCUCGAUUUGAUUGGUGCCGAAAUCAUUAACCUCCACCUCACUCCCCACGCUCAUCGCCUCACUCCUCAGAUCUUGAAACCCCUCUUCCUCUUCACCGGGUUCAUCAUAUCCAGCCACCACCUCAUCCACAAAAUUAUCCCCGACCUCCUCCGAGCUCAACACAUCGACCUCGUUUCCGGAGGGAAAUUCCAGGACUUCGACCCUCCCCACAUUCCCAGCACGGCGGCGCUUGAGGUUGACCACGUAAGGGGAAGGAGACGGCGGGUAGGGCAGCGAAUGGUCGGGGAUGGGAGCCUGAUCAGGAGUGACGUAAAGACCGGGCGAUAUGUACAGGUGCCUCGGGGCCGCUUUUACCGGGUCGGCCUCGUCGCGUUCCCAGUGAAAAGGCUUCUUCUGAGUAUCUCGAACUCUGGGCUCGAACAGAUUAUCCAAGGCGAUGCUGGUGAAGGUCGGCAUGGCUUCAAACGGAUCAAUGGAGGAAUUUUAGGUUUUUAUUUUGGUUUCGCCGCCAUGGAGGAAGUUAGUGUAGAAGCAGAGAUCUCAAGUCAAGCAUUUGUAAUUUUAAAAACAAAAGAAGAAGCAGAUUAUGUCCUCUCUCGGUUAACCAAUAGAAGUCUUGUGCUGAGCGAUGGA